Melozone crissalis (California towhee) is the source of this 3447-nucleotide messenger RNA. Its product is annotated as mucin-2-like. The coding region runs from base 1 to 3447 and encodes 1148 amino acids. The record is from RefSeq and is a predicted model, not a curated record. NCBI's taxonomy places the organism in Eukaryota, Metazoa, Chordata, Aves, Passeriformes, Passerellidae. The transcript has 7 exons.
AUGUGGGGGUCUCUGAGGUGUCCCUCUCGUGUCGCGGUUCCCGCCGCUGACGUGUCCCCACGUCUGUCCCCAGGUGUGUCCGUCUGUCCCCAGGUGUGGCCCCAGGUGUUCCCAGGUGUGGCCCCGCCCCCUUUCCUGCUCCCGCCGGCCAAGGGUCACGCGCCCCUCCUCCCAUUGGCUGGCGAGGGCGGGGCCGGCGAUAUUGUCACUGUCACCGCUGGCGCCGGCCCCACUUGGGGACAGAACGUGGCCGCGGCCAUGGGGGGGACACGAGGGACGGUGCUGGUGGCCCUGAGCUGCGCCAUCACAGCCGCCCUCGUGGGGACAACCAGAGCCCAGGGGAGCUCCGGGGAGCUCCUGGACAUCAAUGGGACCACCACGACCUCCUCGGAGACCACCAUGGACAUCAAUGGGACCACCACGGUCACCUCAGAGACCAUCAUGGACAUCGCAGAGACCACCACGACCACCCCAAGGACGUCCACAACCCUCACAGGGACCUCCAGGGAGCCCAUGGUCACCACAGGGACCUCCACAGAGUCCAUGGACACCUCAGGAACCUUCACAACCAUCACAGGGGCCUCCACAGAGUCCAUGGACACCUCAGGAACCUUCACAACCAUCACAGGGGCCUCCACAGAGUCCAUGGACACCUCAGGAACCUUCACAACCUCCUCAGGGCCCACCACGACCAACACAGGAAUCUCCACAACCACAUCAAGGACCACCCCGACCAUCUCAGUGACCUCCACAACCGUCCCAGAGACCUCCACGACCACCCCUACGACCACCCCUAUGAGCACCCCGACCACCAUAGGGACCUCCACGACCUCCUCAGGAAGCUCCACAAUCACACCGGGGACCACCACCACCUCCUCAGGGUUCUCCACGGCCACCUCAGGGACCACCACAACCACCCCAGAAAUGGCACCGACCAGCUCGGAGACCUCCACGACCACCUUAGAGGCCACCACCACCUCCUCAGGCUCAGGGACCUCUCCAACCUCCUCAGAGACCUCCACGACCACCUCAGGGCCCACCAUGACCAACCCAGGAAUCUCCACCACCACCCCAAGGUCCUCCACGACCAGCACAGAGACCUCCACCACCUCACUGACCUCCACGACCACCGCAGAGAUGACACCAACCAACACAGAGACCUCCACGACCACAUCAGGGCCCACCAUGCCCACCACAGGGACCACCUCAACCGCCUCAGGGACCUCCACGACUGCACCAGAGACCAUCACCACCUCCUCAGUGACCACCACGACUUCAGUGACCGCUCCUAAGGCCACCACGACCACCUCAGGAUCAUCCACGACCACUCCAGUGACCACCACGACCAACACAGAGGCCACCCCACCCACCACAGGGACCUCCCUGAGCACCACAGAGACCCCACUGUCCACUUCAGAGAGCUCCACGAUGAUCACAGAGACCUCCACAACCACCUCAGGGACCACCCCGACCUCCUCAGAGACCUCCAUGACCAGCCCAGAUACCAUUGCAACCACCUCAAGGUCCUCCACGACCACCCCAGUGACCACCAUGACCUUCCCAGAGACCUCCAUGACCUCCUCAGGGUCCACCCCGACCACUCCAGUGACCUCCACGACCACCUCAGGAUCGCCCACGACCACCCCUGAGACCAUCUCGACCACCACAGGGACCACCCCGACCAUCACAGCGUCCAUCACGACCACCCCAGAGAUGACACCAACCUCCUCAGAGACCUCCACGACCACCCCAGUGACCACCACCACCUCAGUGACCACCCCUGAGACCAUCUCGACCACCAUAGGGACCAUCCCAACCAUCACAGGGUCGUCCAUGACCACCUCAGGGACCACCACGACCUCAGUGACCACCCCAGGGACCACCACGACCACCUCAGAAAUCUCCACAACCACAUCAGGGACACCCACAACCACCACAGUGACCACCGUGCCCACCACAGGGACCUCCACGACUUCAGUGACCACCCCGACCAUCACAGCGUCCUCCACGACCACCUCAGAGAUGACACCAACCUCCUCAGAGACCUCCACGACCACCCCAGUGACCACCACAGCCACCUCAGAAAUCUCCACAACCACAUCAGGGACACCCACAGCCACCACAGUGACCACCGUGCCCACCACAGGGACCUCCACGACCACCCUAGAGGUGACACCAACCACAGUGACCAUUGCAACCACCUCAAGGUCCUCCACGACCACCCCAGUGACCACCAUGACCUUCCCAGAGACCUCCACAACCACAUCAGGGUCCACCACAACCACCCCAGAGACCUCCACGACUUCAGUGCCCACCCCAGUGACGUCCACGACCACCCCAGUGACCACCCCGACCAUCACAGGGUCCUCCACGACCACCCCAGAGAUGACACCAACCUCAGUGACCACCCCUGAGACCAUCUCGACCACCCCAGUGACCACCACGACCAACACAGGGACCUCCACGGCCACCCCAGUGACAUCCACAACCUCCUCAGGGACCACCACGACUUCAGUGACCACCCCAGUGACCACCACAACCACCUCAGAAAUCUCCACAACCACAUCAGGGACACCCACAACCACCACAGUGACCACCGUGCCCACCACAGGGACCUCCACGACCACCCCAGAGGUGACACCAACCACAGUGACCAUUGCAACCACCUCAAGGUCCUCCACGACCACCCCAGUGACCACCACGACCUUCCCAGAGACCUCCACGACCACCCCAGGGCCCACCCCAAGCACCUCAGAGACCUCCACGACCACGUCAGGGAUCCCCAUCACCACCCCAGUGACCACCACCACCACGACCACCUCAGGAUUGUCCACGACCACUCCAGUGACCACCACGACCCCCUCAGGGACCACCAUGCCCACCACAGGGACCUCCACAACCACCCCAGAGUCCACUCCACCCACCACAGAGACCUCCCUGGGCACCACAGGGACCUCCACGAGCACCUCAGUGACCACCCCGAUCUCCUCAGAAACCACCACGACCACCCCAGGGACCACCACGACCCCCUCAGAAAUCUCCACAACCACAUCAGGGACACCCACAGCCACCACAGUGACCACCGUGCCCACCACAGGGACCUCCACGACCACCCCAGAGGUGACACCAACCAACUCAGAGACCUCCACGACCACCCCAGUGACCACCACCACCUCAGUGACCAUCCCUGAGACCAUCUCGACCACCACAGGGACCUCCCCGACCAUCACAGGGAACCUCCACGACCGCCUCAGGAAGCUCCACAAGCACCUCAGUGACCACCACAACCACCCCAGAGAUGCCACCAACCAACUCAGAGACCACCACGACCGCGCCAGUGACCACCACGACCUUCUCAGGGACCUCUCCAACCUCCUCAGAGACCACCACGACCGCCCCAGUGACCACCACCAGCACCACCUCAAGGACCACUGCGACCACUCCUAA